Messenger RNA from Staurois parvus, 302 nucleotides. Lineage: Eukaryota; Metazoa; Chordata; Amphibia; Anura; Ranidae. The record is from the annotation of a GenBank genome assembly.
UUAGGAACUGAGACACUGCUCCUCUAUCCAUCUCCAGGUGUGGGCAGGAUGACAUGCCGUCCCUGUCAUCUGGACACAUCCCCGGGAUCAAUCCUUCGCCGGUGAUUGGCCGCCGGAACUGUAGCUCAGGAGAGGCACACAGGCGGCCAAUCACCGGCGAGGAGGUGGAGCUUGGAGAGGAGGAGCCGAGCGGCACCGCGAAGAUCGAGUGAGUGAAGAGGAGGAGAGCGGCCGGAGAAGGAAGACAUCUGACCGAGGGAGCGAGCCCAGGCUGGAGCAGGGGUCAGCAAGGUAAGUAUCAU